GGUUAAGCGUUCAUCGAAGAGGGAAUACAUUUCACUCCGUCUCCCGAUCUCCCACCUACGCUACCGUUUCCCCUGCCCGAGUCAGCCCCGGGUGUCACACCGAGGUUUUGGCUUCCGGCUUAAGGCUUCGUUAGAAUCCACCCACGCGGUCGCCGGUCCUGCGGGGAGUGCGCGCUCGAAGGACUUCCGUUCUCCAACAAUAUGACCCGCCGUCACUUCGGGAUCAAUCUCAGACAAAAUUAUGAAGAAAACCGGCGAUGGAAAAUCCGAGGAAUUUGAGAAUGGUGGCACGUAUCUAGGUCGGGAAUAAAAGGAGAAAGAAAAAAUGCGGAGGUCAUUCGAUGUCCUAUUACGUAUCAUGUGAUGGUGCGUAUGAUGAUGUAAGGCGAAGAAGAAAAAGAGAUAGAGAGGGAGAGAAAGAGAGAGAGAGAGCGAGAGAGAUGUGAGAGAUGUUGUGAUUUAUCAUCGUCGCGACAAUCGUCCAAGGCAAUUUCUCGGAUUUUUUAUAAGACCUCGGUUCAUGAAUAUCAAAAUUCAAGUGUGACGUUUAUAGGGGCGGUAAUAUCUCUCUCGCCAAAGUAAUGCCGCUGCAAUUAGCGUGUCGCUGGUAAUUGCCGCUUCGUAGCAAAGAGGAGAGAAAGUGCAAAGUGCGAUAAACAAGUGCGAAGAAUUGUUUUCUCCGACCGGAGAGGGUGGUUUGGUCCAUUCGCUGUUUAUUAUUUGCACGGACGUAUACGAUAUACGGAUGAAAAAAUGCCGAGGAAAAGAAAUCUUUCCAAGUUUUCUCCCGAAAUGCGAACAGAUUUAUCAGUGCGUGCAUCGAAUCGACACCAGUCAGAUGCAGUGCAAUUGUUCCCGAAUUACGAAAGCGUCGAAAUCACAGCAUGCAGAGAUAAUCCGCAGAUUUGCGGAACAGAAGCGGCCUGUCGCAGCUUCGCGGACAACACGUCGAAAUGCGUGUGUCCUCAUGACUUGUCAUCGCCAACGUCAAAUUUAAGAUGCCCGAAUCGUCUAAUCGUUCCCCUUACGCCUCGGCCUAUACACAACAUAAUACCUCCAACAGUAACCUCCGGUAACAACACAAAUAGCACAAAUAGCACGAAUGUGCUUCCGGAAGCUGAGCAGGUGGAGGGGUUGAAAUACGAGGUACCUGAAAUCGUAGGGAUAGCUGCAGUAGCUUUAUUCGCGAUAAUUAUGCUCAUACUGAGCAUCGUGUAUGGCGUGAGAAGACGAAGCUAUAGCAUCAAGUCGCAAAGAAGUCCUCUAGAUGGAACUCCAAUAAAUCUGAAGAAGGGCCUGUUACUAGCGCACAAGUACACGUCCAAUCCUCAAUAUUUCACCUGCACGUCUCCGGGGGUUCCGAUAAUAGAACGUGAAAGCCUUAUAUUUCUGCACGACCUCGGCGAAGGUUGCUUCGGAAAGGUUUACAAAGGCGAGUGGCACAACGAUGACACGAAGGAGAUUGUCGCUAUAAAGGUACUAAAGGACACCGCUACGCCCGAAACCGAGCAGGAUUUCAUGCGCGAGGUAGACAUCAUGUCCACGUUCAGCCACGCGAACAUUUUGUCCCUCAAGGGCAUGGUACUUCGAGACGCGACGAACAAUCCGUGGAUGGUGUUCGAGUACAUGCCGUACGGUGACCUCGCCGAGGUACUACGGGCAAACUCUCCGCAAUUCAGAUCAUCGAAACCUGGAUUACAGCCAUUAACGAAGGACUCGCUACACUGGAUCUCGAUUCAAAUUGCGGCCGGCAUGACGUAUCUGUCGGCUCAAAGAUUCGUACAUCGUGAUCUGGCGUGUCGAAACUGUCUAGUGGGAUCAAGCUUAAUAGUGAAAAUCGCUGAUUUCGGCAUGUCGCGAGAUAUUUACACUUGCGAUUAUUACAAGAUUGGAGGCUCACGUUUGUUGCCAGUACGAUGGAUGGCGCCGGAGAGCGUCGUUUACGGCAGAUUCACUUUAGAAACUGAUGUAUGGAGUUUCGGCGUUGUCCUCUGGGAAGUUUACUCAUUCGGCAAACAGCCGUACUACGGAUUCAGCAACGAGGAGGUCGUGAAACUUAUACUUCAAGGGACGCUACUUAUCCCGCCGGACGAGUGUCCAGCCGUCGUGUGUCAAAUAAUGCACGAUUGUUGGAAGAUCGAGCCACGGGAGCGAAUCAAGUUUCCCGACAUUCUGGAGAGGUUGGAAAAGACGCAAAACGAAUUGACGGCAGGAAGCCGGCAAGGAACGCUGCCGAGGCCGCCGCAAGGCCCGGUGCUGCUGCGUACCCCGGACGUUUUGGAUCCGGACGGCUACUUGCUUCCGGCUCCUGCGAUCCCGCGCGAGUAUAUGCAGGCCCUCCCAGCUCUGUCCAACUGAUGAAUUUCGUGACAGUGUGAAAGAAUGAAAACUUCAAUUUUCGAAGUCACAAUACUUACGAUACUUUGUGCGAGUGAAGUACGAUGCGCGCGCGAUGUGCGUGAAGAAUAAACUGACGAAGUGAAGCCUACCGAAUUCCUGUGAAAUAAGAAAUACUAAAGUUAAUAAUAUAUUCCGGUUGUGAAAUGCACAGCUUACUAUAUCAUUGAAGUUGAUGAAUUAAAAGUAUAAAGCACGUAGUCUUUGUCGUUAUUAUUCGACGGAAUAGCAGCAUAAGCAGAUAUAUUAUCGCAGGCAUCUAUAUAUAAAUGAACCAAAUUUUUAUGGCAGAUGCUUCGACAAGUUUAAAAUUGAUUACUACUUUUUAAAUUUCAAAUUGUAUAUAUUUUUAUAAUUAAA
Messenger RNA from Wasmannia auropunctata (little fire ant), 2757 nucleotides. Its product is annotated as tyrosine-protein kinase transmembrane receptor Ror-like. The record is from RefSeq and is a predicted model, not a curated record. The transcript is spliced from 9 exons. Lineage: Eukaryota; Metazoa; Arthropoda; Insecta; Hymenoptera; Formicidae. Gene Ontology annotation, biological process: multicellular organism development; protein phosphorylation; cellular response to nerve growth factor stimulus. Gene Ontology annotation, molecular function: neurotrophin binding; neurotrophin receptor activity; transmembrane receptor protein tyrosine kinase activity. Bases 754 to 2358 code for a protein of 534 amino acids. Gene Ontology annotation, cellular component: axon; signaling receptor complex.